CUAGGAGUGACCAGAAUGGUACGGCUUGGAGUGAUCAGAAUGGUACAGCUAGAAGUGACCAGAAUGGUACAGCGUGGAGUGAUCAGAAUGGUACAGCUAGAAGUGACCAGAAUGGUACAGCUAGGAGUGACCAGAAUGAUACAACGAGGAGUGACCAGAAUGGUACAGCGUGGAGUGAUCAGAAUGGUACAGCUAGGAGUGACCAGAAUGGUACAGCUAGGAGUGACCAAAAUGGUACAGGUAGGAGUGACCAGAAUGGUACGGCUAGGAGUGAGCAGAAUGGUACAGCGUACAGUGACCAGAAUGAUACAACUAGGAGUGACCAGAAUGGUACAGCUAGGAGUGACCAGACUGGUACAUCUAGGAGUGAGCAGAAUGAUACAGCGUACAGUGACCAGAAUGAUACAACUAGGAUUGAUCAGAAUGGUACAGCUAGGAGUGACCAGAAUGAUACAACUAGGAUUGAUCAGAAUGGUACAGCUAGGAGUGACCAGAAUGGUACAGCUAGGAGUGACCAGAAUGGUACAGCUAGGAGUGACCAGAAUGGUACAGCUAGGAGUGACCAGAAUGAUACAGCUAGGAGUGACCAGAAUGAUACAGCUAGGAGUGACCAGAAUGAUACAGCUAGGAGUGACCAGAAUGGUACAGCUAGGAGUGACCAGACUGGUACAGCUAGGAGUGAGCAGAAUGAUACAGCUAGGAGUGACCAGAAUACAGCUAGGAGUGACCAGGAUGGUACAGCUAGGAGUAACCAGAAUGAUACAGCUAGGAGUGACCAGAAUGGUACAGCUAGGAGUGACCAGCUAAGUGAGUAG
This is a messenger RNA of Candidula unifasciata, 815 nucleotides long. NCBI's taxonomy places the organism in Eukaryota, Metazoa, Mollusca, Gastropoda, Stylommatophora, Geomitridae. The record is from the annotation of a GenBank genome assembly.